UUGAAUAGAGAUCCUCGUCCUCCUCCCUCCUUGUGACAAUUGAUUCCUCUCCUCGAUCCCCAUUGCGUCGAUUGAUUCCUGAAGUUUUUAUUUUUCUUUCUCUUUUUUUCAUCAGCAUGGCCAGUGGCAGCGUCGUGCCAGCACUGGCAUCGGUGUUCGGCGUCAUCUUCUUCAUGGUCAUCGUCGCGGUAGUCUUCCAUUGCAUCGACAUGCUUCGCUCACUGGCGAUCAACGUCAACACAUCGUCGACGACUCCAUCCUAUCCUACGAUUACCAACGAUCAAAUUAGGAAUAAAACGGUGGAGGAUUUCCUGAAUGAAAUAGCCAGAGAGAAGCCCAUCGGAUUCACUUCUCAGCAGCUUGCUCUCUUCACCGGCAAUUACGUCACCCAGCUGGGAGCCGGCGGAUUCGGAUCAGUGUACAAAGGCGAAUUACCCAACGGCGUGCCGGUGGCGGUCAAGGUCUUACGCGGGAAUUUGGACAAAGGCGUCGAGGAGCAGUUCAUGGCGGAAGUGGGCACGAUGGGGAGAACCUACCACAUCAAUCUCGUCCGCCUCUACGGCUUCUGCUUCGAUUCCGCCACAAUAGCGCUCGUGUACGAGUACAUGGAGAAGGGCUCUCUAGACAAAUACUUGUACGAUAAGGACCGAAGGCUGAAUUGGGAGACGCUGCACAAGGUAGUCAUAGGCACGGCCAAGGGAAUCAGGUACCUGCACGAGGAGUGCCAACAGAAGAUCAUUCACUACGAUAUUAAGCCAGGGAACAUCCUCCUCGACUCCAAUUUCAACCCCAAAGUGGCUGAUUUCGGACAAGCCAAGCUGAUGGACACGGUGGCCAGCCAUGUCACCUUGACCAGAAACAGGGGUACGUACGGCUACAUGGCGCCGGAGAUAUGGAAUAAUUUGCCGGUGACGCACAAGUGCGAUGUGUACAGUUUCGGGAUGCUGUUGUUUGACGUAGUAGGGAGGAAGUGGAAUCGCGGUGCUGCCACCGGCAGCAGCACUGAGAGUCUGCGGUGGUUUCCCAAGUCCGUGUAUCAGAAAUUCGAGCGCGGCGCAUUGCGGGAGAUCAUAUCCAGCUGUGAGAUCGAGGAAGACAACAGAGAGGAGGCGGAGAGGAUGUGCAAGGUGGCUUUGUGGUGCGUGCAGAUGAAUGCGGACGCGAGGCCUCCGAUGAGCAAGGUGGUGAAGAUGUUGGAAGGGGAGAUGGAGAUCGUUCCGGUGCCCAUGAAUGAUCCAUUUCCCUAUUUGAUCGAAGUAGGUCCGGAACUUGAUGUGUGGAACGAAGGCGGCACCACCACCGGCUCGUCGUUGAGAAAUUACAGUGCAACUACGCCCAUCAUGCGCAGAUAUGAGAUUGAAAUGGAAAUUCGCAACUGAAUUUUAUUACAGAUGCUACCUUAAUUAUAUUUGUACGCGUAACUAAAUUAUAUUUAUUUGAUGGUCGCUGGCUAUCAAAUUUUAUCUACAAUAUUUGAUAAGUUCAACCAUUCAUAUGUGAUGUUUGUUCUCAACUUUAUGACCAG
Molecule: messenger RNA, 1525 nt
Organism: Zingiber officinale
Lineage: Eukaryota; Viridiplantae; Streptophyta; Magnoliopsida; Zingiberales; Zingiberaceae
Product: rust resistance kinase Lr10-like
Exons: 2
Coding region: 117-1379 (420 amino acids)
Biological process (GO): protein phosphorylation
Molecular function (GO): ATP binding; protein kinase activity
Source: RefSeq, a predicted model, not a curated record